AUGGAAUCAAUAUAUGACGAAAUAGAGAUUGAAGAUUUUACAUUUGAUCCAGUCCAACAAAUAUUUCAAUACCCAUGUCCCUGUGGUGAUCGAUUUGCCAUUAGUUUAUAUGACAUGCAAGAGGGAGAAGAUAUAGCUGUUUGUCCUAGUUGUUCAUUGAUGGUUAAAGUGAUAUUUGAACCUGAAGAUUUAGAAGAGUAUCUAGAAGGAUGA
Candida dubliniensis CD36 is the source of this 213-nucleotide messenger RNA. It is a transcript of the gene KTI11, whose product is annotated as Kti11p. The coding region runs from base 1 to 213 and encodes 70 amino acids. NCBI's taxonomy places the organism in Eukaryota, Fungi, Ascomycota, Pichiomycetes, Serinales, Debaryomycetaceae. The transcript has a single exon. Gene Ontology annotation, biological process: protein histidyl modification to diphthamide. Gene Ontology annotation, molecular function: metal ion binding. The record is from RefSeq and is a predicted model, not a curated record.